AUGGCGGCCGCGAGUGACAAGGCUCGGUUCUAUCUUGAGCAGUCGAUUCCAGAGCUCAAGGAGUUUGAAAAAAAGAAAAUUUUCUCCAAGGAUGAAAUCGCCUCGAUCACGAAAAGACGCUCUGAAUUUGAGCAUAGAGUAAACGCACGCGGGCCUUCGCCUGCGGACUUUGCCCGGUAUGCCGAGUAUGAAAUGAACCUGGAUACUUUACGGCGGAAACGCAUAAAACGACUUGGAAUUAAAGCACCCGCCCACUCGGGCCAGAGAAGAAUCUUUUUUAUCCUUGACCGGGCCACACGAAAGUUCCAUGGUGACCUUAGCCUUUGGAUGCAGUACAUCGCGUACACUCGAAAGCAACGGGCGCAUAAGAAGUUGUCGCAGAUCUUUACCAGCGCUUUGCGCCUUCACCCAAAAGAAGUUGAGUUGUGGAUACUCGCUGCGCGCUGCGCACUCGAAGAUCAUGCUGAAAUGACACUGGCGAGAGGCUACAUGCAGCGUGGGCUACGAUUUUGCAAAAACUCGAGAGCCCUAUGGUUACAGUACGCAAAGCUCGAGAUGAUCUACAUAGCCCGAAUAGCUGCCCGACAAAAAAUCCUCGGCCUUGACAAGGAAGCAGAGGGCAACAAAAGCAAUUCUUCUAAUGCUGCCAUGGAAAUGGAUACGCCCCAACUAACUUGCGAAGACAUUAACCCCACGCUGGAGAAAGACGAAGUUGAUAAAACCGCUCUCGAAGCCUUAAAUUCCACUCCCGCCUUGUCUGGGGCCAUACCAAUUGCUAUCUUUGAUACUGCGAUGAAACAAUUCAAUGAUGAUGAUCACCUCGGACUCGACUUUUACAAAAUAUUUGCCGAAUUUCAAGAUACACCCUGCCUAAAAAGAGUGUUAACUCACGUUGUCGAGCAUCUGAUGGAGGCGCAUGCUACAAGCCCCCACUCUCAAAUAUGCUAUAUUAGGCUCCCUGUCGAAGGGAUAAAACUAACAACCCCGCAAUAUCCCCAGCAGCUCGCCAUAUCACUAAGCCGGCUCAGAGAGUAUUCCUCGACCAUAUUCUCACGGGACUUGGCGGAGGAACUUAUUACUUGGCUCACUCCGCUUCUUUCGAUUGAUGAUCUUGACCCGGCACUGCGCCAAGUUAUAGAAGCCAUUCUUGGCCGUGCGGUGCGAACGAUGGGUCUUACCACAUCGCAAGUACAAGGUACUUGA
Molecule: messenger RNA, 1203 nt
Organism: Ophidiomyces ophidiicola
Lineage: Eukaryota; Fungi; Ascomycota; Eurotiomycetes; Onygenales; Onygenaceae
Gene: UTP6
Product: U3 snoRNP protein
Exons: 2
Coding region: 1-1203 (400 amino acids)
Biological process (GO): maturation of SSU-rRNA from tricistronic rRNA transcript (SSU-rRNA, 5.8S rRNA, LSU-rRNA)
Cellular component (GO): Pwp2p-containing subcomplex of 90S preribosome; small-subunit processome
Molecular function (GO): snoRNA binding; protein binding
Source: RefSeq, a predicted model, not a curated record